This is a messenger RNA of Aspergillus ibericus CBS 121593, 948 nucleotides long. RefSeq lists its product as uncharacterized. NCBI's taxonomy places the organism in Eukaryota, Fungi, Ascomycota, Eurotiomycetes, Eurotiales, Aspergillaceae. The transcript is spliced from 2 exons. The record is from RefSeq and is a predicted model, not a curated record. The coding region runs from base 1 to 948 and encodes 315 amino acids.
AUGAAGCUAUCCCACCUACCCACCCUACUCCCCCUCCUCACAACCCUAACCUCCGCCCUCCGCACCACCUCCACCCCCAACUGCACCCGAUCCUGCAUGACCACCAUCGUCAACCAAAUCCUGGACUCGAUCCUCACCCACGACCCAUCCACCCUCCCCCUCGCCCAACAAUACCGCGCCACCGAAAACUCCCACCCGGCAGCCCUAAGCAUGAUGACCCUCUGGCGCACCGUGACCCACGCCCCCCCCCCCCCAAACCUCCUCGCCAUCGACACCACGACGGGCUCAGCCUACUUCGCCCUAGACAUCACCGAAGGCAGUACCCCCACCCCCAGCAACCCCACCUCCCAAACACAAUCCGUCCUCUGGACACGCAUAAAAGUCCAAAACCAACAAAUCACCGAACUCGAAAUCUACAUAAACCGCUCACGAGGCGACCACGGGUUCUCAUUCUCGCCUGCCGAAUUACCCCAUAACUACCAUCGGUGGAUGUCUCCGCCUAGUAGCCGCACCAAGGCCACUCGAAGGGACCUGGAAUCUCUCAGCGCCGCGACAUCCAAUCCCAAUUACAAUCUGACCGUCACGGUGGCUUCAACCUGCCAGCUCACCGAAGAAGGCUGGAGAGUGGUUGAUCCCGGGCCGGACGGGAAUGGAUUCUAUGUUCCGCUGUGGUGUAGUUGGCCUGAUAUCCGACCUACGGAUCUUAAUGCGAGAUUGAAUCUGGUUAUUGACGAGGAACUGGGGAUUGUGGUAACGGGCGCGGUGGGGGAGGGGAAGGAGGAGUGGUUGAGGGGAAAACUGGAGGGGGGAGGAGGGGGGUUGGUGAGGACGGGGAAUGCCACGGGGGAGACGUUGCAGGUGUUGCAGCUUUAUGAUGGCGUGUUGCAGGGGCAGCAGGUUAUGUUGUAUUUGAGUGGACCGGGGAUGAGGUCGGUUUGGAGGGAUUAG